CUCCAACAUCACUUCCUGAAACGAGGUCCCGUAUGUGUUUGAAUCGAGGUCCUUCUGGUUGUCUCUCGGCUUCCCGACAAUAUUCAGGUUCGCUAUGUCCAAAGAAGACCUCAUUUCAGUGGAUUAUGAAAUUUUCGGCAGAGUGCAAGGUGUAUUUUUUCGGAAAUACACUCAAGCAGAAGGGAAGAAGCUUGGCCUGGUUGGAUGGGUCCAAAACACAAGCGCAGGAACGGUUCAGGGCCAGCUGCAAGGCCCACGCAGCAAGGUGAAAGAAAUGCAAGAAUGGCUGAAGACCACCGGGAGCCCCAAGUCGCACAUAACCAAGGCAGAGUUCAAGAAUGAAAAAUCAAUCGAUAGCCUAGAACACUCCUCUUUUAACAUAGUAAAAUAAAGUAGCCUAUAGAUUGUGCCUGUAGUGUUAACUUUGAAGAAUAUAUUUAUUUAUUUAUUUUUAUUGGUUGGAAUGCACCUAAUAUAAUUAACUGAACAGAUGUGUGUUUGUGUGUCUCUUUAACAUCUGCAUUAUAUGGAAUUACAUCAAUAAAUGAAAAAUAUGAAUGAA
This is a messenger RNA of Morone saxatilis (striped sea-bass), 562 nucleotides long. It is a transcript of the gene acyp1, whose product is annotated as acylphosphatase 1, erythrocyte (common) type. Gene Ontology annotation, molecular function: acylphosphatase activity. Bases 95 to 391 code for a protein of 98 amino acids. The transcript has 3 exons. The record is from RefSeq and is a predicted model, not a curated record. NCBI's taxonomy places the organism in Eukaryota, Metazoa, Chordata, Actinopteri, Moronidae.